Sipha flava (yellow sugarcane aphid) is the source of this 4492-nucleotide messenger RNA. It is a transcript of the gene Sec16, whose product is annotated as protein transport protein Sec16A. Lineage: Eukaryota; Metazoa; Arthropoda; Insecta; Hemiptera; Aphididae. Gene Ontology annotation, cellular component: ER to Golgi transport vesicle membrane; endoplasmic reticulum exit site. The record is from RefSeq and is a predicted model, not a curated record. The transcript has 24 exons. Bases 217 to 4446 code for a protein of 1409 amino acids. Gene Ontology annotation, biological process: Golgi organization; autophagy; COPII vesicle coat assembly.
AUACUUAAACAUUAACAUAUCAAUUUUUCAGUGACGUAAACGAUUCAACUUUUUAUGAAUUUGUGAAAGUAGAGUAGUAUUUUAGUAUAUAGAAAUAUUGUGAAUAUUUUUACUCCGGACAGUGUUUAUUUGUGUGCAUUAUGGAUUAAAUAUUAAAAUUAGAAAUAUUCAAUUCAAAGGGCAGAAGGAGCACAAAGACAACAAUAAACAGUCAAGAUGUCCAACAAUAACUUUUGGGGUAAUUUGGAUUCUUCUAAUUUUCAGCAGCAACCCAUAGAAAGUUCUCAACAGAAUGAUGAAUGGAGUUGUAGUACUGAUGAUUGGAAUUAUAUUGAACAGCCUUCAAACAAUAAAAAUUCUAAUACUCAGAAAUUUAAAUCUAAUUCUACACUUAAUUCAGAUUUGACAUUGAAUAGUUAUUCUGUUUUUGACUCCAAUAAUGGAGCAGCUCAACCAAUAGUGAAUUCAAAUAGGCCUUCUUAUAAUUAUAACAAUGGAAUUGAAAACGAUCAACAGAAAUUUCCUGCCAUUAGUAAUAAUUGGUUUGAUAAAACUGAAAGUCCACUUGAUCAAAUUAAACCUAAUGUCCAUCAUUUUAAUCAAAAUGUUGAUAGUAUUGUUGGAACCGAUGACAAUUUUUGGGCAGAUGUUGAAAAUAGAGAAAUACUUCCACCAGAAUCAUUUCAGAACGAUUCACUACAAGUUGAAAUGAAUAAUUUACAAAUUAGUGAUGAGGUGAACAAUUUUAAUGCAUGUGAUAACAAUUUAACAUUUAAUGAUACUGAAAUUAUAAAAAGAAAUUCUACAGAAAAUAAUGAUGAUCGACUACCAGUUGGAUUGCAUCGAUUGGUUACUGGACAAACAAAAUCAUUUGAAGAUUAUUCAAACCCUGAACCAUAUGAUCCUCAACCAUUUGAUGUUCGAACAGUACCUGGCCAGUUAAGUGAUGAUGAUAUUCCUGUUCAAAGACAUGUUACAGGUUCCCAAAUUGGAGCUAGACCAAUUGAUAACAACUCUAAUUUUCAAAAUAUUGAUAAUAAUUCAGUAACUUUAAAAAGGCUUUCAUCAGAGCAGUUUCAAAAUCAAUUUGAAGGUCAUUCUCGACAAGUUUUACACAGAGAUGUUGAAGAUUUUGUUAACCAGCCCAAUGACAAUUUAAAGUUAGAUGAUUCAAUUAGAGUCAUUUCUGAUAUUGAUAGUUAUUCAUCAAGUAGAAAUGAAUCACAAUUGGAAUUAAAAGAGCCAAUGACUGUUAUUAAAAAAAGUCGUCCAAGAAUUUUAGAUCAUGAAGUUUUUGAACGCACUGGACCAGAUGGUUACAUGAAUGAAACAAGUCCUUAUUUGAGGUCAACUACUCAAAACCAAAAUAAAGCAGUAAUGGAUUCCCAACAAGAUAAUAGUCUAAAAUUAAUUUCUGCUCAAUCAGAAAGUACUGAACAAUUUCAAGAGUAUGACAGAACAGAAAAACGAGUUGAAAAAAAACAUCCUCCCCCAGGAUUUCAUAGAAUGGUUGAAGGUAAUAUUGGAGAAGAAGGUCAAAAAUCAAGAUUGUCAAAAAUAAACCAUAAAAAUGAUGAACGACUUCGUCGACAUUCAAUCGAUUCAGAUUCAUCAGUUCCACUGACUAAUCUAGUAUCAGAAGAAGGUAUUAGGAGUAUCCGCAGAGGAUCUCAAACGAAAAAAUAUAACAAAAAUGUAGAGCGUUACCAAAAUCGUGAAAGAAGACAUUAUCGUCAUCCUAGAGAAAGCGAAGGAGAUUAUUUUCAUGAAGUAGAAGAAGAAGAAAAUGCUUCACUGAGUCCUGAAGUUGAACCUGAAUUUCGAUCACAUCGAUCUCGAAAUCAUCAACCUAAGCGAUUUAGACAAAGAAAUCAUCAUGAUAGCUACGACCACUCAGACAUAGAAUAUCCAAGUGAAUAUGAUGAAUUUGAUGAAUAUGAAAGACGGAGACAAUAUAGAAGUCCUGAAUUAGAUCGAUAUAGAAGACAUCCUAAAAAUUAUCGUGAUAAACGAUACCAAGAUGAAAUAAUUAGUCAGAAUUACAGAAGAGAUGAGGUUAUCUAUCGUAAUAGACCUUCAAGUAGAACUGAUUCAGAUUAUCAUAGAAGGUAUUAUUCACCUGUACCUUUUCAAGAUUAUUCAGCUCAUAUUGAAAUGCUUGAUCCAUUAGAGAGGAGAAAUUUCCUUUUAAAAUUUAGAGAAAAUAAUCCUAAAGCAUAUACUGAGUGGUACACAAAUUAUAAAGCUAAAGUUGAAAUGCAGAAACUAAUAUCAAGGACUAAAAAUGGAUCUGAAUGUAGUACACCAUUAUCAACACAAUCACAUGAUGUAGGAUCUUUAAAUCAUAUUGUUAGACAAGAAAAAGAAAAGGAAAUUCAUCGGACUACUCCUCUUAGAUAUCAAAAGUAUCAUAUAAAUGCAAAAAUGAAUAUGUGUUUUGGGAAAUUAUAUGUGUUAAACUCUUCAAGUGCUGCAGUUAAUAUUUUUAAAGCAGUGCCUGAUUUGAAUGAUACUGAUACUGCUGAACUUUUUAGAUUCCCAACACCUUUUGUAUUAGGUAAAACUCACAAAAAUGCUGUAGCUCAAUAUUUAAACAAACUUUCAGAAGAGGCAAAUAACCAUUCAGAGUGUCUUUUGUAUGAAUUAAUUUGUAUGAUAACUAAGCGUAAUGGAAUUGUUGAUGGAACUGAUAUAUCUGAACUUUUAAUGGAAAAUGUAUUGAAAUUUCCAAUUGACAGUAUAUUAAUUGAUAAUAUAAACUUAAAAAAUACCAAGGGAAUGUCAGUUGAACCAUUAAAUAAUUUCAGAGAAUUACUUAUACAAGGAAAUAAAUCUGAGGCUUUAGAAUUUGCAAUAGCAAAUCAAGAUUGGGGCUUGGCAUUUAUAUUGGCUUUAUAUAUGGAUUCAAAAACAUUAAAUUAUGUUAGAUCAAAGUAUUUUCAAACAAUAUCGCCAAAUGAUACUUUACAAACGUUUUUUCAACUUAGUAGUGGUAAAAUACCAUCAUGUACAACUUGCUGUACCGAUAACAGUUGGGGUGAUUGGAGAGAACAUUUAGCCAUGAUUUUAAGUAAUCAACAUGUCAAUAUAAAUAAUGCUCGAAUUGCCACCAUACAACUUGGAGACACUUUAAAUGCUAAAGGUGAUGUGUUUGGAGCCCACUUUUGUUAUUUAGCUAUUCAAAUACCAUUAGAAUCACUUGGGUUAUCUUCUAAGUAUACUCUUUUAGGUACAUCUUUUAAUCAGCCGUUUAAUACUAUGGCUUCAAAUCGUGCCAUACUACUUACCAGUGCUUAUGAGUUUUCUAUGCGAUUAAAUCUCAGUAAUUUUCAAAUUCCUAGUCUUUUGCCUUAUAAAUACUUGCUAGCAAUUCGCCUAGCUGAGUAUGGAGAAUGUGAACAUGCUUUACAUCAUUUAGAAGCUAUUGCAGCACAGGUGGUCUCAUCACCUGAAUCUGUAAAUUUAGGAUUUAUUGCCAAUGUAGUAGAAUUAAGUACAGAUUUGCAUUUUAUGCAAUUAUCAAAUAAUAGUUUACCUGGAAAUUUGGAAACAUUGGAUUGGUUAGAAAAUUUAAAACAUAUAUUAAUGAGUUCUGGAAAUAAGUAUAACUCUGUAGAUGAAGUAGCACCAUCAGUACAACAACAAAUAGAUAACUAUCAAUCACAUAAAAUUGAAUCUUCAACAGUACCCGAUGAACAACAAACUGUUCCAGGUGCAAGCAUAGAUUAUUCUACUAAAUAUCAAGUACCACCACCUCAAACACCUUUACAAGUUGUUCAACCGCCAUCUAUUUCAUCAGUAAACCCAUAUUGGCAACCAAAUGUUGUUUCCCAAUCAAGUGAAAUUCAACCACAACCACCUCAAAAUGAAUAUUCACAAUACUAUGAUCCCACAUCUAUGGUUAUGUCAGAAGAAAUUACCACUCAUAAAAAUCAGAAUGAAAUGACUUCUGAUAUUUCAACAAUUGCUGCAGAUCUCACAUUAACAGAAUCAGAAAAGACCAUAUCAACGGAACCUAAAUUUGGAUUUUUUGAUCGUCAAAUGGCUGAAUUAGAACCAAAGAUUCCUGCUACUAAUGAAAAUAAAUCACCUGCAAAAAAAGAUGUUGACACUAAACGUGUGCAAAAAGAAAAGAAUUCAUGGCUUGGAGGAUUAGCAAAAUUAUGGAAGCCUUCUAAUAAUGUUGAUUCUAUCAAUGAAAAUUUUGGAACUGAAGAAAUAGCUCCGCAAGCACCUCCUAUGGAUUCAGAAUUACAAUUUAAUCCAGUGGCUAAUAGUUCCCCCGCCAAUCAAAAUCAUAAUCAAUUUAAAAUUCAACGUAAACGAGGAAAAGAUAUGUAUGUUAAUGUUAUGAGUAGCAGCAAACCAACUGAAAAUAUAUUAACACCAGAUUCAAUAUUUCAGACAAAUCAUUCAUCAACAAAUUUUUAUAAUCCAUCACAAUAAUAAAUAUUUAUUUAUGUUUAAAAUUGAAUAAAAACAAUAUUGAUUU